Molecule: messenger RNA, 981 nt
Organism: Engraulis encrasicolus (European anchovy)
Lineage: Eukaryota; Metazoa; Chordata; Actinopteri; Clupeiformes; Engraulidae
Product: trace amine-associated receptor 13c-like
Exons: 3
Coding region: 1-981 (326 amino acids)
Biological process (GO): G protein-coupled receptor signaling pathway
Cellular component (GO): membrane
Molecular function (GO): trace-amine receptor activity
Source: RefSeq, a predicted model, not a curated record
AUGUCAUGGGACUCUGCUUCAGUUUCUAGGGCGCUCCGCCUUGGGCGAAAACACACUGCGACACACAGACACAGGUCUGGGAACAGCAGCAGCAGCUUCCUCAUAGACAACUGCAUCCUUUGCACAGGGGAGAACACUGCCGCCGCCACCCCAGCCUAUGUGGCACGAUGCGUCUCCGCAGCAGCUGUGAUCAUUAUCACCGUGUGGGGCAACCUGCUCGUCAUUUCAUCCGUGUGCCACUUCAAGCAGCUUCACACGCCGACUAACAUCCUGGUCCUGUCCCUGGCGGUGGCCGACAUAUGCGUGGGGGUGUUUGUGAUGCCUCUGCAGUUCAUGGGGUUCAUAGAGUCCUGCUGGAUUUUUGGCAGCACCAUGUGCGCCUUCUACAACUUCAUAACAUUUCACCUGACCAGCACCUCUGUCCACAACGUGGCUCUGAUUGCUGUGGAUCGUUACAUGGCCCUGAGCAAUCCUUUCCUGUACUCCAAGAGAGUCACGGUGAACCUCUGCAUUGUUGUGGCCUCGCUGAACUGGCUCUUUUCCUUUGGCUACAACUUUGCUCUCCUGUAUGACAAUGGUUUCUUCACCACCUCGCUCACCCUGUGCCCGAGCGAGUGCUUCAUUAUCGUCAAUGACAUAUGGGCCUUUGUCGACCUGGUGGUUGUGUUUGUGCUUCCCUGCUCCGUCAUGUUUGUGUUGUACUUGAAAAUCUUUGCCAUUGCUAGAAAACAUGCCAAUGCCAUCAGGGCAGCUAACACACAGGGCAAUCCAAACAACAGACACACUCACAAUGUCCCCAAACGAUCGGAGAGAAAAGCUGCCAAGGUGCUUGGAAUACUCGUGUCUGUCUUCCUGCUCUGUUUGGUCCCCUAUUACAUAUGCAGUUUCAUGGCUGAUAGUAUCCCGAGUGACAUUUUUAAUGAUGUGAUGAACUACAUGUCCGCCCUGCUUUAUCUAAACUCUAUGUUCAAUCCUAUGUGA